UGCAAAUGGUCCGCAGGGAUGCCUAUGAAUCGGAUGCACCCUCCGGUCCCGGAGGGGCUUUUAACCUGCUCCGGCUUGUCGGGCAUUCCAAGCACCUAUCAUCGGGUUUCGUCGGCUUCGCCAUCAAAUCCUUCUCUGUGUCAGCUGGCGCCUCCGUUGUUUUUGGCAUGGCAUCUUACAUGCUCUUUUCGAAGCAUAUCGGCCCCGUCAUGCCAUUCCUGGGGGGUGCCGCGUUCGGUUUCGUGGGGGGCCUGGUUCACCGCUACAUGAACGACCUGGACGAGGCCCAGUUGAUGCUGACCCGCUACCCUAAGAUUAUGGAGUACCACGUAGGGCAGGUUGAGCCUAGCGAGCUCCGGGAUGUGUCCUUCGCGGACUGGCUCCGAGACCAAAAAUCCAGCCUCAGGAAGCAGGGGGUGCUCAUCGCGGCCCUCUACUCCGCAGCCGACACACUCAGCAAACUGCAGGAGGAGGAAGAGGAACGCAUUCUUACGGAGAACUAUGGGGCAGCAGCAGCAGCGGCGGCGGCGGAACAGUGAACGAAACAGGCACGUGCACAUAGACGCAACUCGGAUGAAGAACAGCCCAGGAUGCAGGGCGAAAAGAACGAGCCCUCCAUGUGGUGCUGAUGGUGGUGCUGAUGGUGGUGGUGGUGGGGAAAUACUCGUGGGGCCUCAAAGGGGUUAAUCCUUCUCUUACUGAAUUGAUGGAAUAAUGGUAAACCUGCAACAUAUCCCCCCAUGAUAUGCAGUAGU
This is a messenger RNA of Volvox carteri f. nagariensis, 755 nucleotides long. RefSeq lists its product as uncharacterized. Lineage: Eukaryota; Viridiplantae; Chlorophyta; Chlorophyceae; Chlamydomonadales; Volvocaceae. The transcript has 6 exons. Bases 6 to 539 code for a protein of 177 amino acids. The record is from RefSeq and is a predicted model, not a curated record.